Molecule: messenger RNA, 1148 nt
Organism: Cloeon dipterum
Lineage: Eukaryota; Metazoa; Arthropoda; Insecta; Ephemeroptera; Baetidae
Product: pyridoxine/pyridoxamine 5'-phosphate oxidase-like
Exons: 6
Coding region: 141-1016 (291 amino acids)
Biological process (GO): pyridoxal 5'-phosphate biosynthetic process; pyridoxine biosynthetic process
Molecular function (GO): FMN binding; pyridoxamine phosphate oxidase activity
Source: RefSeq, a predicted model, not a curated record
UCGAGCUCGCCCGAGCUGCGAGGUGGUGUGGGGACGCCACCGAAAGCUAUAUAAACGCGCUGCACGUAGUCACUGGUGGUGAAUCUCAGUGACCUCGGAGGAGUCAUCCAGGCCUGCGACAACCAAAACGUCUAAACGCCAUGGCCACGCUGCAAAAAAUGAACGGAUCGUUCAGCGGGCAAGUUGGCCAAUUCGUGAAACCUGAGUAUGGACAUGCGAAGGAAAGCUCGGAUCUGUCCAAGAUCGAAGUCAAGUCUGACAAUCCGUUUGAGCUCUUUAAGGAAUGGUACAAGAUGGCCCAAGACGCAGGGGUCAUCAUGCCCCACGCGAUGAAUGUCGCCACCUCUGAUGGGCGUGGCAGAGUCAGUGGACGAACGCUUUUGAUGCGAAAACUUGUCGAUGACGGAUUUCUUCUCAUGACCGACAAAAGGAGCAAGAAGUCGUUUGACAUUGAACUGUGCCCACGUGUGGCGUUGACCUUUCUUUGGAUGUACGCGCGUGACUCCCACGGAAUCAAUGCUCAGCAGGUGCGAGUCGAAGGCACCAUCACCGAACUGCCGUUUCAACAGCACCCAGAGAUUUUUGAAAACGAGCCCCUGUUUUGCAUGAUUCGAGCUAACAUCUGUCGGCAAGGCGAGUAUGUAGAAUGGUCAGAGCUGAAGGAGGCCCACGACAAAUUGUACAAGCAAUGCGUGGAGGAAGGCAUCCCCGACAAACUGAAAGAGCCGCCAAACCACUACGUCAUGUACAAGGUGGUGCCGGAGAUGAUGGACUUCUACUUGGCCACCGACAGCUCAGUUGGCGACAGGGUCGUUUUCCGUCGCACUGAUCAGCCCAAUUUGAUUCCGGAUAAGGCUUUGAAGACGCACUUGUCUGGCGAUGAGCCAAAGGGACACAAUGGUGUCGAUGACCUGGAGCGGACUUUCAAAAACGGUCUGAAAAUCGUCACCGGAAACGAGCAGGGCGUGGCUGAAAAGGCUCUGAAGGAAUGGUGCCACUAUCACGUUUGUGCUUGAGAGGUCGACAGGAAAUAAUCAGUCAGAGUAAACAGGGGGCUGCGUUUACCGGCAAGACUGAUGACCAAAAUUACUUCUCUCAACUGCCAUUUUGAAGUUAAAAUAAAAACCAUUUUGUGUUUUUAAAAAUAA